Messenger RNA from Bipolaris maydis ATCC 48331, 969 nucleotides. NCBI's taxonomy places the organism in Eukaryota, Fungi, Ascomycota, Dothideomycetes, Pleosporales, Pleosporaceae. The record is from RefSeq and is a predicted model, not a curated record.
AUGGCGUCUGACCCGGCGAGCCUCACUUGUGAGCAUUGCGGAGAUACGUUCCUGCGGAGAGAGCACUGGGCUCGGCAUAUGCGAAGGCAUUCUGGUAUCAAGCCAUUCCAGUGCGAGGUUUGCUCCAAGUCUUUCGCUCGGAGGGACACCCUCGUGCGCCACAGUAGCAUUCACCACCAUGGAGAUCAGAUACCAAACAUACCGCGCCGCUGCGUCCAAGCUUGUCUUUCCUGUGCCCGGCUCAAGCAGCGUUGUCGGGGCGGCUUGCCAUGUGCGCGCUGCCAGCAAGCCGGAACAAAGUGCACGUAUAGCCAAGGAAAGGCCACAAGUGUCAGAGAUUUCUCCUCUCGAACGAGCGAAACACUCACUACUCGUGUUGAUGCUGUGAUGAGCAGCCCAGCUCCACUUGAUCAAUAUCCUAGUGAUGCCAAUAGUCAAUCAUCCGGGCUUCACGUGAUGAAUAGGCAGCCACUAGAGGCCCCUGAGCAGACUGCUUUGUAUCACAAUACCAGCAACCCCACCGGCAGCUCUGCCAUUGACAGUCAAGGCCGCCUCUCAUUUUCUCCUAUAGUGGCCUCGCACCCAACUCCCAUGCCUGCUACCUUUACCCCUUCGUCGCUGGAAAAUGGUGCUGCUCUCUUUACAUCCGAUCAAUGGGACUCCUCUUUGUCCCACUAUGGAGACACAGCGAUGGACGAGUUUGCAGCCGGUUGGGACCCUAUGACGGCUUGCUUUCCAUUCUGGCUGGUACCCGAGGGACUGGGAGACGUCCUUGAUACUCCAUGUGAUAUCAGAAAUCACAACCAGCAGUGCAGCGUCGAGACACUUAGCCACCCCCCAGAUUAUCGCAUGCAAAGCCAAGAACCACUUACGAAAUUUCUACGCAACGCAAUGCCAGGACAGCACAUCGUGUUUUGUUCCUAUACACCUUGUACAGGCCUUUGUCGAUCUCUACUUCGAGUAUUUUGA